GGAAGACGAGCGUCGCGAGUGGGAAUAAGGAUCCCAGCGCUGAUGCAGCGCUCGCGAAGAUGGGGUAUGCGAGUGAGUUGCCACGGAAUUUGAGUAUGUUGAGUGUUUUGGGACUGUGAGUGCACUAUUUCCUCCAACCUCCCAUGGUCUGCAUUUCGACUCCUACAUCCUUCCAUUAGAAAUCUGGAUACACGCGAUUGAGAACUGGUCCGCAAUCGGAGUUGUUUGAUGAGAUGGGAUUAGAUGGAGUGCUCACUGACGCACACGCAGCUCCUUCGCCAUCAUGGCCGUACCGUUUGGUUUGUCUACGACCAUGUAUAUCACCCUCACUGACGGCCAAUCCGUCACCAUCCUCUGGGGUUGGAUCCUCGUCUCCCUGAUCUCACUCUGCAUCGCGGCCUCGCUGGCCGAAAUCUGCGCCGUCUAUCCAACUGCGGGAGGCGUUUACUACUGGUCGGCCAUGCUAUCAACCCGUCAAUGGGCGCCCAUCACCUCCUGGGUUACCGGCUGGUUGACUCUUGUGGGUAACUGGACGGUCACGCUGAGUAUCAACUUCUCAGGGGGCCAGCUCAUUUUGAGCGCGAUUACGCUGUGGAACGAGGAUUUUGUGCCGAAUCAGUGGCAGACGGUGUUGAUGUUUUGGGCGGUCAUGGCGAUCUGCAUGCUUGUUAACAUUUUCGGGGCCAAGUACCUGGAUUUGAUUAACAAGAUCUGCAUUUACUGGACGGCGAGUAGUGUCAUCAUCAUCAUGAUCACGCUCUUGACCAUGGCGGACGUAAAGAGGGAUGCGGACUUCGUAUUCACGCAUUAUGAUGCGAGUGCGAGUGGGUGGCCGAGUGGAUGGGCGUUCUUCGUUGGUCUCCUUCAGGGCGCGUACGUGUUGACGGGAUACGGAAUGGUGGCAGCCAUGUGCGAAGAAGUGCAAUUUCCCGAACGUGAGGUUCCAAAGGCCAUCGUCCUGUCAGUUGCAGCUGCGGGUGUGACAGGUGUCAUCUACCUCAUCCCGAUCCUCUUCGUUUUGCCAGACGUACAGCUACUCCUUGAGGUUGCCAACGGACAGCCCAUCGGUCUCCUCUUCAAGACCGUAACUGGAUCUGCUGCUGGAGGUUUUGGACUUCUCUUUUUGAUCCUGGGCAUCCUGUUCUUCGCCGGAGUCGGUGCACUCACUGCGGCGUCUCGGUGCACAUACGCUUUCGCCCGCGACGGCGCGAUUCCUGGAUCGAGGAUCUGGAAGAAGGUGUCAAAGAGGUACGAUAUCCCACUUGCGGCCCUCGCUCUUUCUACUGCAGUAGACUGCCUCCUUGGGCUUAUCUUCUUCGGUUCCUCCGCUGCGUUCAACUCGUUCACCGGCGUUGCAACGAUCUGCUUGUCGGCCAGCUACGGCAUGCCUAUCUUGAUCUCGGUCAUCCGAGGGCGUCAGGCUGUCAGGAACUCGUCGUUCUCACUCGGUCGCUUCGGUUAUGCGAUCAACGUCGCGAUGAUAGUCUGGAUUUGCUUGGCGCUGGUGCUGUUCUGCAUGCCGGUCAGCUUGCCGGUCGAGCCAGCGACAAUGAACUACGCAAGUGUGGUAUUUGCUGGGUUUGCGCUGAUUAGUCUGAUUUGGUACAUCAUUCGCGGCAGGAAGGAUUUCAGUGGCCCUCCUGUGCCGCAGGAUGUUGCGCCUGGUGAGGAGGUUGCGGUUGCUGGAUUGGCGGUGACAGAUAGUCAGCAUGAGAGGAAUGGGGAUAUGGAGGCCAAGGGUGAGAAGCUGUAGAUUCACACGCUAUGGCAGUUGCCGAAUCGAGAAGUUAAACGAAGGCUAUCAAAAUUGAUGCUCACCAACCUGGGCGGCUCUUGCUUGGAGUUGAUGAGUUACUCGAGACUUCUUUCCUCACGUUCCGGACGUAACUUCAUGAAACACACUGAGACUUGGAAAAACAUUCGCACAGGAACUGCC
Molecule: messenger RNA, 1936 nt
Organism: Macroventuria anomochaeta
Lineage: Eukaryota; Fungi; Ascomycota; Dothideomycetes; Pleosporales; Didymellaceae
Product: amino acid permease-like protein
Exons: 2
Coding region: 284-1753 (489 amino acids)
Biological process (GO): transmembrane transport
Cellular component (GO): membrane
Molecular function (GO): transmembrane transporter activity
Source: RefSeq, a predicted model, not a curated record